UGUAGAUAAAUGUUUCAUUACCUCUGAUAUCCAACUUUAAUUACCAUAUUGCAGUUUCUAACCACUUGUUCCAACGGUUGCGGAAGAAUGGCUCCUCGCAAGGAGAAGGAGGCGAAGGCGUCUGGCGACCAAGCCGCCGAUAUGAUCCUCACCUAUCUUCGGAAGCAGAAUCGGCCAUAUUCAGCCAUUGAUAUCUCAGCGAACCUGCAUAACAAGGUCACUAAGACCGUCGCGGUGAAGGUCCUCAAGGACCUCCAUGAGCGGAAAACGAUCGAAGGCCGAGCGGCUGGAAAGCAACUCGUCUAUCACGCCAUCCAGACCACUACAGACGACUGCUCCCCCGACGCCCUCGCCGACCUCGACGCCCAAAUCACCACCCUCCGCGACGAAGUCACCGACCUGCGCUCCCAAUCAACCACCCUCAAAUCCCAACUCCAAGCCCUAUCAUCCGAGCAAUCCCCCACCGAACUCCUAACCAGCAUCGCGACGCGCGAGGCGGAGAAAGCGAGUCUGACGGCUAAGCUAGAGAAAUUGCGCGGCGGGGAAGUCGCGGCGGUACCGGAGGCGGAGCGGGUGAGGGUUGAGGCGGCGGUGAGAAAUUGGAGGGCGAUUGAGGGGCGGAGGAGGAAGAUUGCGGGGGAUUUGUGGGCGGAGAUUGAGGAGGGGGUUCGGAUGAGUGGGGGAGAUGUGCAGGAGUUGAAGGAACAAUUCGGGCUAGCGUAGGAAGGGCGGUUGUUUGAGGGGGAAAUGCUGGGUGGUGGUAGGAGUUCGAGGGGUUGUAUUGAUUCAGGGAGGGAAGGGGAUGUGAAAAGGGGCUGUAUGCUCUAUGUUCCGCAACGAAAUGACAGUAAUGAGGCAAACACGAUGUAAUAAAAAUGGAACCAAUGCAAUGACAAGAAAGAGGAGUGCCUGAAAUGAAAAUGAAAGGACCAUCUCAGCCGGCAAUCGCAGAUGGUGGGU
This is a messenger RNA of Eremomyces bilateralis CBS 781.70, 960 nucleotides long. RefSeq names its product TBPIP-domain-containing protein. Gene Ontology annotation, biological process: meiotic strand invasion involved in reciprocal meiotic recombination; homologous chromosome pairing at meiosis; meiotic joint molecule formation. The record is from RefSeq and is a predicted model, not a curated record. Gene Ontology annotation, cellular component: DNA recombinase auxiliary factor complex; condensed nuclear chromosome. Lineage: Eukaryota; Fungi; Ascomycota; Dothideomycetes; Eremomycetales; Eremomycetaceae. Gene Ontology annotation, molecular function: double-stranded DNA binding; recombinase activator activity. The transcript has 8 exons. The coding region runs from base 88 to 723 and encodes 211 amino acids.